AUGACACAUUGUAGCCAGUUAGUUAUUCCUGCUCUACAGGGGACGAAGCUUUUUGUGGAAGACUGUCCAAAGUAUCGUACUGAGAUGGAGGACAUGACUAGAGUUCCUUAUGCAAGUGUUGUUGGUAUCCUAAUGUAUGCUAUGGUUUGUACAAGGCCAGACAUUGUACAAGCAGUGGGAGUCCUUAGUUGGUUUAUGAAUAAUCCUAGAUGGGUGCAUUGGGAUGCAGUGAAGAGAGUGUUCAAAUAUCUGCGGGGUGACAUUGACAGCAGAAGAUCCAUUGGUGGAUAUGUGUUCACGAUUUUUGGUGGUGCAGUAAGUUGGAUGAGUAAGCAACAAGUUGUAGUCGCUUUAUCCACAACUGAAGUAGAGUCCAUGGCAGCUACUCAUGCUUGCAAAUAA
Molecule: messenger RNA, 402 nt
Organism: Cryptomeria japonica (Japanese cedar)
Lineage: Eukaryota; Viridiplantae; Streptophyta; Pinopsida; Cupressales; Cupressaceae
Product: secreted RxLR effector protein 161-like
Exons: 2
Coding region: 1-402 (133 amino acids)
Source: RefSeq, a predicted model, not a curated record